Messenger RNA from Ostrea edulis (European flat oyster), 4409 nucleotides. Its product is annotated as ATP-dependent translocase ABCB1-like. The record is from RefSeq and is a predicted model, not a curated record. Bases 295 to 4161 code for a protein of 1288 amino acids. NCBI's taxonomy places the organism in Eukaryota, Metazoa, Mollusca, Bivalvia, Ostreida, Ostreidae. Gene Ontology annotation, biological process: transmembrane transport. The transcript has 28 exons. Gene Ontology annotation, cellular component: membrane. Gene Ontology annotation, molecular function: ATP binding; ATP hydrolysis activity; ABC-type transporter activity.
GCUGUAUGUGAGGGAAUGAGUUACCUUUCUUUUAUCAAAGGUCGGGGUCCUAUAUAUUCACCUUCACAAGUAAACAUUGCUAUCGGCUGUAAUUUAUUCAUACGAGUCAUUUUACUAAGAUGUUAUGUGUAAUAUCUAUAACAGUUACAUCAUUUAAUUGAUGUCUCCGCGGACGUGCAGUUGAGUCACGGGAGGACAGCAGAACUCUACUGUUUGUUUCGGUUCUAUUUUUUUUUUUUUUUUGGCAACUAAUGUGAUAAAAAAAGCAACAAUCAACGAAAAGGCUUCGUAAUAAUGUCUGAUAACGAAGAGAAACAACCACUAUUGUCUUCUGGGAGGUCAGAGAAAUAUUCUACGGAGUCUAAUGUCAAACCUAAAAAGGAAUCCCCCAAAGCGGCAACAUUUGGACAGCUGUUCCGGUAUGCUGGCGCAUUUGACCGCUUCCUGAUCCUUAUAGGGAGUAUAUUUGCUAUCGUGGUCGGCGGAGGAUGGCCAGUACUUUCCAUCAUUUUCGGAGAACUGACCGACACAUUCGUCUCGGGACCGGGAGGAAUGGAGUUGAUCUGUAUCAAUGGGAGCAUCGCUGUCAACGUGACAGGAAACACGACGGGAAACUCCUCCUCGGCGGAUGACUUCAACGACAAGAUGUCCACCUACGCCUUCUACUACCUGUAUCUCUCCGCCAUUGUCCUGGUGGCUGGAUACUUCCAGAUUAUGUGCUGGACAACGGCCUGCGAAAGACAAGUCCAUACCAUUAGAAAAAGUUUCUUCCGGUCUAUAAUCCGACAAGAAAUAGGCUGGUUCGACAAACAUCAGAGCGGAGAAUUGACAACUCGACUGGCGGAUGAUAUCGGGAAAAUCAAAGACGGACUGGGAGACAAGUUCAGCUUCACGCUGCAGUACACCGCCCAGUUUUUAUCGGGGUUUGCUAUCGGGUUUUGGAAGAGCUGGAAAAUGACACUUGUUAUGAUGUCGAUUACACCCAUUCUGGCCGUCAGCGCUGGGGUUUUCUCUGUGUUUAUUAGGAACUAUACCAAGAGAGAGCAGGAGUCGUACGCAGGCGCCGGAAGUGUAGCAGAGGAAGUACUCUCCUGCAUCCGUACCGUCAUCUCAUUCAACGGACAGCGACAGGAACAAAUCAGAUAUGAGAAGGAGCUGACGGAGAGCAAGAGAAUCGGGAUCCGUAAGACCGUAGUUCAGGGUUCCAUGAUCGGCUCCAUUAUGUUCUUCAUGUUCUCGACGUACGCCCUGGCCUUCUGGUACGGAUCAGAACAAGCGAAGGAUUGGUACACUACUUUCUGUGCCACUGAGAAAGAGGGGAUAAGCCCAGGGGAAGUCCUCACGGUAUUUUUCUGUGUUAUGAUUGGUUCCUUCUCCCUUGGUAACGCUGCACCACACCUUGGCUCAAUAUUCGCCGCUAAAGGAGCUGCCGCUGUGGUCUUCGAGACAAUUGACAAUGUGCCCACUAUCGAUGGCACGUCAGACAAGGGUCAGGUGCCCGUUUCACUUAGCGGUGACAUAGACUUUGUGGGCGUAGAGUUUACUUAUCCAACACGUGAAGAGGUCAAGGUGUUGAAGAAUUUUAAUCUGAGUAUAGGCUGUGGUCAGACGGUGGCUCUGGUGGGGGCCAGCGGUUGUGGAAAGUCUACAGUGGUCAAUCUUAUCCAGAGGAUGUAUGACCCACAGAAUGGACGGGUUUUAUUGGACGGCAACGAUUUAAAAGAUCUCAACACAAAUUGGCUUCGAAACAACAUUGGUGUCGUUUCUCAGGAACCCAUUCUUUUUGGGAUGACAAUCGCCGAAAACAUCAAACUGGGAAAUCCUGAUGUCACUAUACAGGAAGUAGAGGAAGCUGCGAAGGCCGCUAAUGCCCACGAUUUCAUUCAACAACUGCCCAAUGACUAUCAGACGUUAGUAGGGGAGAGAGGGGCUCAGCUAUCAGGGGGACAGAAACAGAGGGUCGCUAUUGCCCGAGCGUUGGUCAGAAACCCGCGUAUUCUCCUUCUGGAUGAGGCCACGUCGGCCCUGGAUUCAGAGAGUGAGAAAAUUGUUCAGUCCGCGCUGGACAAGGCUCGACUUGGCCGGACAACCGUAGUAGUAGCCCACCGACUGACCACUAUCCAGAAUGCCGAUGUGAUUUAUGUGAUGGACAAAGGUGAGAUCAUUGAGUCUGGUACCCACUCCAAGCUAAUGGAGAAGGAAGAAUUCUACUACCAGCUGGUACAGGCGCAAUCUCUAGUAUACGAGGACGAUCAGAGCGUAAAUGGAGAAUUUGGUGCUGAAAAACCCGCCUAUAAACGUCAGAGGUCACGUGUGUCUACCUCAUCAGAAAAGGGAGACCACCUCGUGAAGACACAGCCAUCUGUCAAUAAAGAAACAAAAGAAGAAAAAGUGGAGGAGGUUGAAGAAGAGGAAGUUGAUAAGCCGAAGUUCUUACGGAUUCUGCGCGAGAACUUCCCCGAGUGCCCGUUCCUGAUCUUCGGUACGCUGUUUUCUGCCAUCCAAGGCUCAACCAUGCCACUGUUUGCGCUGUUUUUUGGAGAAAUGAUCAAGGUGUUUAUCGACAUAAAUAGCUCUGAUAACGUGUUGUGGAGUAUGAUGUUCCUGGCUCUUGGCGGUCUGAAUUUCAUCUGCCACCUCUUCAUGAACGUGAACUUGGGCAUCGCUGGAGAGCGGAUGACGUUUAGAUUGCGACUGAAAACAUUUAAGGCAUACUUGAGACAGGACGCAACCUAUUUUGACGAUCCUAAACACGGAACAGGUGCCUUAACUACCAGACUAGCUACAGACGCUUCUUUGAUUCGAACGGCAACCGGAUUUCGGAUAGGCACCAUUUUGUCCUCCAUUGUGAGUCUGGUAGCGGCCCUGGUUAUAGCAUUUUACUAUGGCUGGAAGCUGGCGCUUGUUGUCCUGGGAGGAGUUCCUAUACUUAUGUUAUCAAGUAGUUUACAGAUCAAAGUCGUGAUGGGAAAACACAAAGAUGACCAAAGUAAGCUGGAGGAUGCUGGCAAGAUCGCCAGCGAGACAAUAGAAAACAUCCGGACAGUGCAGUCCCUGACAAGAGAAAAAUAUUUCUACAAACUCUAUUCAGAUCAUUUAGAGAGUCCAUUAAGGUCCAACCUAAAACAAGCUCAGAUCUACGGGUUUGCCUACGGCUUCUCACAGUGCGUUGUGUUCGCAAUGUACGGCGGUGCCUUCCGAUUUGGGGCGUGGCAAGUGAGCCUGGGGGAAAUGGCGCCCGAAAACGUCUACAAGGUCUUUUUCGCCAUAGCUUUUACUGGAAUGACGAUCGGACAGGCAAGUUCGUUUUUACCGGAUUAUUCUAAAGCCCAACAUUCAGCAGGCCUGAUAUUUAAAGUUCUGGAUACUAUACCCGGGAUCGAUGUAUACUCACCACGGGGAACAUACCUGAACAAUGUAGAGGGUCGAAUCGUCUUUAAGAACGUGUCUUUCUGCUAUCCCAUGAGGUCAGAGGUGCGUGUCCUGAAGUCUCUCAGCCUCACGGUGGAGCCUGGACAGACGGUAGCUUUGGUGGGACCGAGUGGGUGUGGUAAAUCCACUACUAUCUCAUUGCUUCAACGGUUUUAUGACGUCAAAGAUGGUGAAAUAAAUGUUGACGGAGUUGAUAUCCGGAACUUAAACCUCUCCCGUCUGCGUUCCUUCAUCAGUGUUGUCAGUCAGGAACCGGUUCUAUUUGACUGCAGCAUUCGGGAAAAUAUCUCAUAUGGCGUAGAUUUUGAUGUGGGGAUGGAUGACAUCAUCGAAGCAGCAAGAAAAGCAAAUAUACACGAGUUCAUCACGCAACUUCCUGCGGGCUAUGAGACAGUAGUCGGAGAGAAAGGCACCCAGUUGUCCGGAGGGCAAAAACAGAGAGUGGCCAUAGCGCGUGCAAUCGUGCGUAAUCCAAGGAUAUUACUUCUCGACGAGGCAACAUCAGCACUUGACACGGAAUCUGAAAAGCAAGUCCAGGAGGCUCUGGAUACUGCCCAAGAAGGUCGGACAUGCAUUGUGAUAGCCCACCGUCUUUCAACAAUACAGAAUUGUGAUGUAAUCUAUGUCAUUGAUGAUGGACAGGUGGUGGAAAGCGGCUCUCAUCAGGCGCUGUUAUCAUUGAAGGGAGUUUAUUCAUCUCUAGUCAGCGCUCAACAAUUUACAAAAUAGACAGACGUGUUUAAAGACGAAACCGAGGUUAAGAAACAACGAAUGCAAAACUCUACAACGUACAGUUAUUUUGAAUUAUGCCUUGGUGGAAGGAAUGGAGAGGUUGAGAAAGUAAUACGUGAGAACAAAUGUUUGUUGUGUGGAAUUGUAUUACAAUCCAGUUUGCUGUGAGCAAAUAUAGACACAUUUUUUAUAUUUCAUUUGCAUUGUAUAUUAUUUUGUCAAUAAAAGUGUUUUAGUCCUUGAAA